This is a messenger RNA of Mustela erminea (ermine), 8317 nucleotides long. RefSeq names its product GRAM domain containing 1B (gene GRAMD1B). Gene Ontology annotation, molecular function: sterol binding; sterol transfer activity. The transcript is spliced from 22 exons. Lineage: Eukaryota; Metazoa; Chordata; Mammalia; Carnivora; Mustelidae. Gene Ontology annotation, biological process: intracellular sterol transport. Gene Ontology annotation, cellular component: plasma membrane; endoplasmic reticulum-plasma membrane contact site; endoplasmic reticulum membrane. Bases 471 to 3263 code for a protein of 930 amino acids. The record is from RefSeq and is a predicted model, not a curated record.
UCUCUCUUUCUCUCCCCAUCUCCCUCCUGCUCUCCGCCUGCCUACAGCGCCACGCCGGCUCCCCAGCCUGGUCGGCCGAUCGCCAGCCGCUGAGAGUUUGCCGAGCCGCCCCCUGGGGCCCCGCGCCGCCGAGUCCCGCUAAGGCGAAGACGCAAGCAGGCCGGGGAGAGCGCGGAAGAAAAACAAGCGGGCGCGCCGCGGGAGCCCCAGGAGGGCGGCCGGGUGGCGGCGGGCGGCGGACGGGGCGGGCCGGCGCCGACAGCCUGGGGGAGCGCGCACCGCCGGAAAGUUCGGCCCCGGCGGCGGCGCGCGCCUGCCUCGCGGCGCUCCGGGAGACGAACUUGCCCUCUCCGCGCGGCUCGAGCGGGGAGCGUUUCCCAACGAGAGCGGGCCGAGCGCGCCGCGGCCAGGGGUGGGGAGCGAGGCGGCUGGCGGAGGGCGCCGAGGGAGCGCGGCCACCACGGGCCCCCAUGCCGGCGGCCAACAUGCUGGAGAACCUGCAGCCGCCCGCCCUGCAGGUGCCCGAGCCCCAGGGCGCGCCCGAGGGCAGCCCGCUCUGGUCCAGCUCGUCGACCCCCACGCUCCGCCGCCGGCGCUUCAAGAUGCGCCGCAUGAAGAACGUGCAGGAGCAGAGCCUGGAGGCCGGGCUGACCCGGGACCUGCCCGGCGUCCUGGCCCCGGGCAAGGAGUUUCUGCAGCUGCCGUCCAUCGAGAUCACGCCCUCCAGCGACGAGGACACCCCCUGGUCCAACUGCUCCACACCCAGCGCAUCUCCGCGCCGAAAGCGCUUCCUCCUCCGCAAGUGGCUCAGGGUGAGGGAGCGAAAGGAGUGCAGUGAAAGCAGCAGCCAACAGAGCAGCCAGCAGAGCAGCCACGACGAUGAUUCCAGCAGGUUCCUGAGUCCCAGAGCACGGGAGGAAAGCACUGCCAGUAACUCAAACCGCAGCACGCCGGCCUGCUCCCCCAUCCUCCGCAAACGGUCUCGCUCGCCAACCCCGCAGAGCCCGGACGGAGACACCAUGGUGGAGAAGGGCUCAGAUCACUCCUCGGACAAGUCCCCGUCCACGCCGGAGCAGGGCGUGCAGCGCAGCUGCUCCUCACAGUCUGGCCGGAGUGGCGGCAAAAAUUCCAAGGUACGGGUGGCCUUCGCCAGAUGUUUGCAGGUGAAGACUGUGACUGUAGCUCCCUCAGCAGGGCAACAGUUGGUUAAAAGCCAGAGUUGGUAUAAUGUAUUAAGCCCAACUUACAAGCAGAGAAAUGAAGACUUCCGAAAGCUCUUUAAGCAACUUCCAGACACGGAGCGUCUCAUUGUUGAUUACUCAUGUGCACUCCAAAGAGACAUUCUUCUUCAAGGCCGACUCUACCUCUCUGAAAAUUGGAUCUGCUUCUACAGCAACAUCUUCCGCUGGGAAACUCUGCUGACGGUCCGUUUGAAAGACAUCUGCUCCAUGACUAAAGAGAAAACAGCUCGCCUCAUUCCCAAUGCCAUUCAAGUUUGCACUGACUCUGAAAAGCACUUUUUCACAUCGUUUGGGGCCCGGGACAGGACAUACAUGAUGAUGUUCCGGCUCUGGCAGAAUGCUCUCCUGGAAAAGCCCCUCUGCCCCAAGGAGCUCUGGCACUUCGUUCACCAGUGCUACGGGAAUGAACUGGGCCUUACCAGUGACGAUGAGGACUACGUGCCCCCUGAUGACGACUUCAACACGAUGGGCUACUGUGAGGAGAUCCCCGUGGAAGAGAAUGAAGUGAAUGACAGCUCAUCCAAGAGCAGCAUCGAGACCAAGCCGGACGCCAGCCCGCAGCUCCCCAAGAAGUCCAUCACCAACAGCACGCUGACGUCCACGGGGAGCAGCGAGGCCCCUGUCUCGUUCGAUGGCCUGCCCCUGGAGGAGGAGGUGCUGGAGGGCGAGGGCUCCCUGGAGAAGGAGCUUGCCAUUGACAACAUCAUUGGCGAGAAGAUUGAGAUCAUUGCGCCUGUCACCUCCCCUUCGCUGGACUUCAAUGACAACGAGGACAUCCCCACUGAGCUCAGUGACUCUUCCGACACCCAUGAUGAAGGGGAGGUCCAGGCCUUCUACGAGGACCUGAGCGGCCGGCAGUACGUGAACGAGGUCUUCAACUUCAGUGUGGACAAGCUCUACGACCUGCUGUUCACAGACUCGCCCUUCCAGCGGGACUUCAUGGAGCAGCGGCGCUUCUCCGAUAUCAUCUUCCACCCGUGGAAGAAGGAAGAGAACGGAAACCAGAGCCGAGUGAUCCUGUACACCAUCACCCUCACCAACCCUCUGGCUCCGAAAACUGCCACCGUCAGGGAGACGCAGACCAUGUACAAGGCGAGCCAGGAGAGCGAAUGCUACGUGAUCGACGCCGAGGUCCUCACGCACGACGUGCCCUACCACGACUACUUCUACACCAUCAACCGCUACACGCUCACCCGCGUGGCUCGGAACAAGAGUCGGCUCAGGGUCUCCACAGAGCUGCGCUACCGCAAACAGCCCUGGGGCUUGGUGAAGACGUUCAUCGAGAAGAACUUCUGGAGUGGGCUGGAGGACUACUUCCGCCACCUCGAGAGCGAGCUGACCAAGACGGAGAGCACGUACCUGGCUGAGAUGCACAGGCAGUCUCCCAAAGAGAAGACCAGCAAGGCCCCGGCGGUUCGGAGGAGGAAGCGUCCCCAUGCCCACCUGCGGGUGCCUCACCUGGAAGAGGUGAUGAGCCCCGUCACCACACCCACCGAUGAAGACGUGGGCCACAGGAUCAAACACGUGGCAGGUUCCACGCAGACACGGCAUAUCCCCGAGGACACCCCUAACGGUUUCCACCUGCAGAGUGUGUCCAAGCUGCUGCUGGUUAUCAGCUGUGUGAUCUGUUUCAGUCUGGUGCUGCUGGUCGUCCUUAACAUAAUGCUCUUCUACAAACUCUGGAUGUUGGAAUACACCACCCAGACCCUCACCGCCUGGCAGGGUCUGAGGCUCCAAGAAAGGGGUCUGGGAGCACAGGACAGUCCACUGAGCAUAACUCCAGCUGCCGGGGUACCCCUUCUUCUGCCCCACAGGUUACCCCAGUCUCAGACAGAAUGGGCCCAGCUCUUGGAGUCCCAACAAAAGUACCACGAUACAGAGCUCCAAAAAUGGAGAGAGAUCAUCAAAUCCUCGGUGAUGCUUCUUGACCAGAUGAAGGACUCGCUUAUCAAUCUCCAGAACGGCAUCAGGUCCCGAGACUACACGUCAGAAAGUGAAGAGAAGAGGAACCGCUAUCACUGACAAGGCAGGAGCAGGGGGGGCUGCGAGAGGCCCGUGCAAUACGUGUACAUAGACCGUAUAAAUAGAUAUAUAUAAAUAUAUAUAUAUACAGAAUAUAAAUAUAUAUAUAUUAUAUACAGAUUUUAAAAAGAGAUAAUGCCUAUGUACCAGGGAGAAGGAGCGGGCCCGCCUCCUGUGCUGGUCGGCGGAGGGGCCGAGGAGGGCAGGGACCACCUCUCAGCACCGACCUCCCCUGAUCCUCCCCUACCCCCACCCCUGCCCCCGCCCUUCCCCUCCUGGCCGUUCCAGGCUCUGAGAAGGGAAAUGUUGUUGAGCCAAAGUCAUGCCUGUGAAGACCCUGGGGUCUCGAAGUCUCAAGGGGCUUAAGGUGCUUCAUUCCCGAAUCCCCUUCUUGAUUUGUUUCCAAAAUAAAAGAGAAUUUUUUCUUCCCUACCCCACGCUUCCCCAGGUGUUCUCUUGUGAACAGGAAGCAUCGAGGGCAAGAGCCCAGUCUAAACUCUGCCACCUGAGCCCCGCCCCUCCCCCCACCCCGCUGUCUAUGGACCACGCGACCCCAGCGAGGCGGAGGGCUGGAAAGCUGGGAAGGCUGCCCCUGUGGGACUGGGCCUUGAGCUGCAGGCUCCCGAGGACACGUGUGCAGGAUGGUGUCCUCCUCCCUCACCCCUGCACCUUCCCCUGACCCCUGUAGGGUGUGGACCCAAUAAGGGCUGGGAAUUUCUUACUUUCCCACCCCCUUCCCCCUUCUCUCUGGUCUUCUCCCAGGCUGGAUCUGGGUGAAGUGUCACUUUUUAGUGCCUAAAGCCCUAUUUUUUCUCUGUGCCCUAAGAGCACAUCGUUUAUUAGCCAGGAUGGAGCAUUUUGGAUCUCAUUAAACCCCUUUCCAAGUGGUUAUGAGCCAGCCAGGCCUGUGGCUCUAAUUUCUUCACUUUGAGCUGUCAGUUUGAUUUCCGGGACGAGUCAGGGUGUCCUAGGGGCGUCCAGGGUUGGAGGGAGGGAGUGCGCUAGCACUGUACAAUCAGAUCAUAGGUUCGCAGAGAACGCCAUAGGAAUAGUGAGCACCGAUCUCCAAGCGCUCACUUGGCUGCCAGCAUCCUUUACUUAUAAGGGAAGGUCUGACUUUGAUUAAGGGAGACAACAAAGACACUCCGCGCAGGGUAGGAGACCUAGGCUUUUGGAAGGAACUCAUUGGGCAAAGGUGCGUUGCAUUUGUGCAGGAAGAGGCCAGACUGAGCCUCUGCGCCACGUGGAGGCCAUUCCAAAUCCCGUUCCUCAGACUUGGGAGUGGAAGUUGUGGCAGAGUUGGCAAAGCCUUCUCUAGCCUCUGGCCCCAGAGAGGUACAAGACUACUCAGGAGGAGAAAGAAGACCUUUGGUUAGCAGAGUGAGUCACCCAGGGCCAGUUGGGAGUUGGCUCCCUCGGACACGGGCAUUUAUCUGACCUUGUGGGAGCCUUCUGGGCACGAUUAGCAUUUUUCAUUCAUUUAACUGCUAUUCCUCUGUGUAAUGAUGAGAGGAAUCCUGCCGGCCCCUCGGAUCCUCAGUUGGGAAAGGAUCAUACUAGUUUGGCCGGGAAGACUCAGAUUGCUUGUUCUCCUGGGGGGCCUCUUGACAGAGGAGGCCAAAGGAAAGGAGGAUUUUAUCGCUGAUCUAGCCACAAAGAAAAGCAAGUCGUCUUCUUCUGUUGGAAUGGCCUGAGCAUCCCCCUUUGACAAUCAAAGACAGCUUUUGACUUCUCAGUCUGAGAAUAUCCUGCCUAAGGGCAGGAUCGGAAGACAAAUGCCUCAGGGGAGUAGGCUGAGAAUCAGCUAGAAUGGAUUUCCCUUCUCUAGGAGAGGAGAUUCCAGGGCUGGAAUCAUGCCUGUGCAGGGUGCAUGUGCCAGGUCACGGCGGGGGGGGGGGGGGGGUCACUCCUCAUCCUUGUCCAGGACUUGGAUCAGGAGACACGCAGUGAUGGUCAGGGCUUGUGGGCUCCGAGCCAGAGGAGGAGGAGGAACAGUGCAGACUGCUAGAAAUUUUCCUGCUGCAGGAUCCAGAGGCCAACAUUAUUCUCAGAAACUUUUGAAAGCAAAAGUGAUAAAUUCUCUCCUUUAUUCCAUUCAUAAUUUAAUACUUAUUUAAAUCACCCAGUUGUUGAUGGUCCCAUGGUGGGACCUUUGGGGUGACUUCCAGUGGUUUCUCUGCUGGGAGUAAAGUGAUCUAAGGGGGCUUGGCCGCACAGAGCUGUUUGUUUUUGCUUUACCUCUUCGGCCAUCCCAGGGAGGAGGAGGUGACAGGAAGGGAGAUGCUUAGUAUAUCCAAGGAACCCUGGGGGUUUGAACCCAGGACACACUGUGUACACAUGGGGAAGGUCCCUCGGCCUACCUCAUUCCUAAGAAUCAUGGAUCUCUUGUGAGCACUCUGUUCUAAUACUGUUUUUAACUUUCAAAGCAGAAGACCCAACACCUUUAUUCACUCCCGAACAAAACCUUCCCCCCACAUUCAGUAACCUGUCCAAGGAAGCUCACCUUUGCAGAUUAAGUCUGGGAGUGAAACUGAUCAGUAACAUUGCUGCUCGAGCCCAGCAGCUUGGCUCAUAGCUGUUCCCAGGAGCAUGAGAACCACAUCCUUUAUGGAAUCUCUUCCAGCCUGUGCUUUGUUUUUGUUCACGUAAGGACCCUGGUCACAUGGGAAUCUUUCCUCGAGGAUUCCUGGGGUCACAUUUGAGAGCUUGCAUUCAAAAGAUGCUGCAGCAUCUCUGACCAGGUGGCAGUGAGCUACAGGGUCUGUACUUCCACUCCGGCUCCCUUGAAGGAAUUAUGGCCUUGGAGAACCCAGUCACAUCUGCAACGCCUCGCUUCCCCCCUUCACCUCCCUGGGACAAGGGCAGCAGGAUCAGCAGCUUUAGAAGCUCUCUGUUAGAGCACUGGGAUAAUUUAGGAGAUCUGGGCCCAAAUCCUGGCUCUUCUCUUGGACAAGUCACUUCCCUUACCUGAGUUGCUGUGUCCUCCUUUGUAAUGGGAAGGGGGCUGAGCUGGACCCUCUCUAAGAUAGGUUCUAAUGUGGGCGUUGUCUUGGAGGCUGUGUUGGAGACUGGCAAGGUAGGGCUUUCUCAAACUUGGAGAGAACAAGCCUUCUGGGCUAGAGCUUCCUGGUGUGUAGAUGAGUAGUGGGGCAGUGUCAGGGUUCCUGGGAAAUCCAGGAUAGUUAAACUUUCUUCUUUAUGAGCCAGCAGGACUAAGGAGGCCUAGUGAGGUAGGGAGACGGAAAUCAGGUGUGCUGUAUUUCCCAGUAUGAACCUAGGAGGGUGUGUCUUCCUUUGUCGGCCUACUCUUAGCUUGGGAAGGGACUUUCUCUAAACUAGGAGGAGGAGGAUAAUGGCAAGAAGGGCACCAUCUUGGAUUAAUAUAAGCUCAUCUUUUGUCUCUAGGCUGUGAAGCCUUUCAUCUGUCCAUCCUUCCUCCUCCUCACUAGAAGAAACACUGGAGAGAAGUCAUUCCUGGUCCUAGUACUUCUCUUUUGACUCAGUUCAAACCUUGUUGGGGUUUUGAUUAAUUGUGAAGCUUUGGCUAAAAUCCUGAGGUUGUCAUAGAGCACUGACCCUAAGAGCCUGGGAUUACAGGAACGGGGAGAGGGAUCAAGAAACCUCAAGAAGAAUGCUUUGCUAGAAAUGGCUUCUCUCCCUGUCCCUGUCCUGACGCAAGCGUGGACCAUGUCUAAAAUCAUUUCUGGGCAGCAUCUCUAGGGUGAAGUCUUGGAGAAAGGACCAGGGAGAAGAAUCUUUCUGGACUGUGGGCUCAGAAGGCUGUUCUCUGUGCCAUACUAUGCUGCUGCUUUAGCUCUGCAGGACAGCCAGAGCGAGCCCCUUCCUCCCUAGGGCCCCCAGGUGGCAGGGCUGUGAUCUCCCUCCCCACACCCCCUGGACCUCACCUGCCCACUCCAGUAGGAAACUUGAGAACCUGUCUUCCUGACUCUCUCCUCCCCCGCCCUUGUCUCUAGGCUGUGGGACAAUCCUCCCACCCACCACUUGACAUCCUUGACCCUCAUCCCCCCAUCUCCAGCAGGCUGGCCCCCCUCCCUCCACCUCUAUGUUUUCUUCCAGAAGAUGCGUUUUUGGGUCCGAGUGGAGCGUUUUUCUGGAAGGCCGUCUCUUAACACCCCCUGCUUCCCGGAUAUGGAGCAGGGAUUUGCACAAGGUGUAGAGAGCACCCCUUCCCACCUCUCUGCCCGGCCUUGUUACCUCACUCCUGCUCCAGCCAUGGCUGUGACGGGCCCAGCCAGCUCCCUGGCUCGGUGUUGGGUGCGACAGCUCAGGGGUCUUGGGCUUUGUAUUCUGUUGUGACUUGAGGUCCUCAGCAGGCCUGGGAGCCUGGACUGGAACCUUGGCCACUGGCGGGAAGCACCUUGCCUGCCAAGAGGAGCCGAUGCCAGACGAUGUACCCAGCAUGUGAAAGCGUAAAGAAUACUGUCAUCUGUGCCCCGUGGCCUCCUGGCUUCUCACAACACAGUGAGACGCUGCAGAAACAAGAUGGCGGCCUCUGCUCCAGGCGAGACAGCUGGCUCUGUCUGGAGAGUUGGCCCUGAGCUUGGGUGCCACGUGCUGAGAUUGCAUAAUGAAAGCAACCAUUUUUGCCAACAGUAGUGUGGCUCCCCACAUUUCCCUGUCCUGCACUCUAGGGCCAGACCACUCUCUGCAUGGACCAGGUCACCUUCCCAAACCCAUGGUGCUUUUCCCCCGACCCCCACUCAACCUAGACUCCAAGGUGGGGAGAGAUGAUUCAGAGGCCCCAGUGGUCCCGGGAUAAUCCUGACAAUGGGUGGAGUGGGUGAGGCAGAGGGAGCAGCCCCCAGCACCUGCAUGGGGCCAUACAUGGGAAAGAACACCGGUCGACUGCAGUUGAGUUGUCUGGCCAUCUGUAUUUGGAUCUAGAACUGUACUUUGCCUGGCGCUGUGCGCAAGGUCUGAAAACUUACCUGCUAUUACCUAGAACCAUACACGGCUUCCCAGCCAGAUCUUCAUGUAAAGUAGCUAGAGCCAUGGAAGUACAGUAUGAAUUAAAAGAAAAAAGUCUUGAACUA